GCAGCCGUUGCACUCAUGACGGACCGAGAGCAGUUCCAAGAGGCUUCCGAGCUUCGGGCGCGGCCGCCGUCGCGACUUCCGAAGGACCUCGUGCCCGGGGACGAGUCCAUGACUGCGUCCAUGGCGCGAGUCGCAGUCCCGGUCCCAUGAUGAAUUUGCGAACGGGGUCAGCUCGACGAGCAUGGAUCGUCGUUCCGUGAUGAGCUCUAGCGCUGGCGAAAGUGUAGAUGACAGUUGCAGUCCUCCUCCUAUCGCGCCGCACGUUGUCAGACCCCGCGAGGGUCCAUGACGACGACGACGAGGAGUGUCGUCGCGUCUGCGCUCGCGAACGCAGGACUGGAGAAUGCGCGCACGUGUUGUACACACCGGAAGUAUGUGGAGAGUUUGACAUUACUUACAUUACGUUCGUAGAGGGCGGUCGAGGCUCGCGAGCAUCGGUCAAAAGAUCUCAGGAGCUGAGCAGCAUCGUUUCCCUCAUCCGCCCUCCCCUUCUCUUGUCUUCUCUGAUCAAUUCUCCGACACGACGCUCCUUUCCUUGCUUCGGGUCCGUCGGUCCCCAUUUCCACGACAGCAGCUGGAGAAUUGUUUCUGCCUCGGGAUGCGAAGAGAUUCCGUUGAAUCGCCAGCGCGUCGGAAUUGUCGAAGUGCGUUCAAUUUCGCAGUCUCCGCGUUUGGACUCAGGGCUCACUCGAGAGGAGCAGGAAGUCACCUUGAUGCUCGAACACGCAGGCUAUGUCUUCCUUCGGCGACCUGUCGCCCAAUAAUCUAUCCGACGUUAACCUCAACAUUGCGUACAAUUCGGAAGCGAUCAGACAUGGGGCUGAAUUCAGCUCGUCCGCUGUUGUCGAUCAUUUUGUUCUGCUUGGUGCUGCUCGCGUCAAUACCGCCAGGAAGCGCCGCGCUGCCCGACGAAGAGAUAACUGCCCUUGAGAUUAUGCGCGAUACGUUCAAUCUGGGAAACUGGACAGGUGAUCCUUGCGAUACCGUUUCCUGGAUAACUUGCUCUGGAGCCGCAACAAACGUCGAAACUAUAAACUUGACGAGCAGAAAUUUGACCGGUAGUAUACCACCUGAAUUCUCGAAUAUGAAGGCGAUACGUGACAUAGAGCUAGCAGACAAUCCAGGACUAUCGGGAGUCUUACCAGACUUAAGCCAAUUCAUCAUUUUAAAUAUAAAUGUAAGCUUCUGUGCUCUGACUGGCACGAUUCCGGAUUUUAAGACGUCCGGUGGCAUUGAGAUCCUGAAUCUGCAGAGUAAUGACUUCGGCGGAACGCUAGGUGUGGCGUUGUUUCAACAUGGUUUUCUUCGGGAAGUGAACUUGAGUGGAAAUCCCAAACUGACAGGGACGAUUCCUAGCCUUAAUCAGGCAGAUGAUAUUGAAAAUCUGUUUUUAAACGACUGUAAUUUUACUGGCGCUGUGCCCUCCUUGAGCUCAAACAUAAAUGUCGAAUACAUAGCUUUGCAGAACAACCGCUUGACAUCCAUGCCACUCGACUUGGGAGCGUUGGCUGUGCUAAACACUAUCAAUGUGGACAACAAUGAGAUGGUUGGAACAUUACCGAAUCUUCCUUCUGGUUCUAGUCAAAAUCCGGAUGGAAGUAAUCUCCAGACGAUAAUCUUCAGCAACAAUCGUUUCUCAGGAGAGAUCCCAAGUUCUUGGACAGAGCUUACGUAUGUGCGAGAGAUUAUUCUCACCAACAACAAUCUUUCUGGACCAAUUCCAGAUGGCUUAGGCCUCCUUACGAAUCUCCAAAUAUUGGAUGUCAGGAAUAAUCAUUUUAGCGGAACUGUUCCCCAGACGUUUGCUGCUCUUCCUAACCUCAAGACUCUGUUGCUGGACAACAACACAUUCACCGGUAUACCCGAAGUUUUAGCAAACAAGAACGGCUUGGAAAUCUCAUUUGCCAACAAUCCCAAUAUAGAGAUCCUCGCUGAUCCGGAAGCAUCAAAGUCAAGUAAUUCUGUAGGAGUAAUUAUUGGAGUUGUGGUUGCUGUCUUGGUGAUCGGUAUAGGAAUUACGGUGUGGGCCGUAAUGUUUAGAAGGAGAAGGAAAAGGAAGAGUGAAGGUGGAGAUCAAGUAUCGAAAGAGGACAUGCCCGAGUCAGCCCAGAGUUUCACUUUGAAGGAAAUUAAAGCAAUUACUAAUGACUACAAGACAGUGAUCGGAAAAGGGGGGUUCGGACCAGUCUACCUUGGUAGACUACCAGACGGCAAAGAGGUCGCAGUGAAAGUCAGGGCUUCUGAUUCUAAACAGGGAGCAGAUGAGUUUCUGAAUGAGGUCAGACUACUGUCAAGACUGCACCAUCGGAAUCUGGUGUCCUUGAUUGGGUACUGUCUAGAAGCACAGCAACAAAUCCUCCUCUACGUCUACAUGCCACAAGGCACUUUGCAAGAUCAUCUUUUCCAGAAAGCUAGCUCCAAUCCUUCGACUAGUACAUCAGACUCAAGCAUCGUCUCAAUACGUGAGACGCUAAGCUGGAAGAAGCGACUGGAUAUUGCUAUCAAUGCUGGAAGAGGGCUGGAGUAUCUGCACAAAGACUGCAGGCCUCCCGUUAUACAUCGAGAUGUUAAGAGUGCCAAUAUACUUCUGACCAACAAACUGCUAGCAAAGGUAGCAGACCUGGGAAUCUCUAAACAAGCACCUGAGCUGGACGCGGACAAAGCGUUAGUCAACACCGGAGUAUCGACGAUGAUCAAGGGCACCUUCGGUUAUCUGGAUCCUGAGUAUUAUGAACGACACAGGUUGACCACGAAGAGUGAUGUGUACAGUUUUGGAAUGGUCCUUCUGGAGAUCAUCACUGGCAAAAAGCCUCAAACUGCCAGGUUUCCCGGAUCCAAGGCAACAACGUUAACAGAGUGGGUACGGGAUGCUGUGAACACGGAUCAGAUCGAAAGCAUCGUGGAUCCUUCUCUGAGAAAGCAGUAUGUACGAGAGGGGAUGAUUAAGGUUGCUGAGACGGCCUUGCAAUGUCAGCUUCUGAGUGGUGCACAAAGGCCAGAGAUGGGGGAUGUUGUGCGAGCGUUAACUCAAGCUUUACAAUUAGAAGGAGAGGAUGUGGACACUGGACAGUUGACCGACGAUGACGAUGACAACUACCAAGGGACAUAUUAUGAAGAUGCCGAAAAUGGCCUGCCGAGAGUCCCGUUCAGUUCGGUUACUGGAUCCUCUACAGACACAGAUACAGCUUCCAUUGUGUCAAAUUAUCCGCAUACGCAUACAUCUUGGAACACGCUGCCCAGGUAGUGGGCAAAUUCUUUCUGUCCUUGAAGCAGGAGACAUCUUCGUCCGCAAGUCUUCUGUUCUGUUCUCCAUCAUCCCCUUGUUAAAUACGGGCCCCUUUUGGUAAUACUAUCAUUUGUCCAUCGGCUGAAGAGUCAAAGUUCCCAGAGUUGAGUUGAGAUGUUUCGAGUUUUCAACUCAGUCUCUACUGUUGUGUAUAUUGUAUUAGGAUAUUAACAGAAUGAGAUCGCGUUUCGUGUA
Messenger RNA from Marchantia polymorpha subsp. ruderalis, 3481 nucleotides. The record is from the annotation of a GenBank genome assembly. Lineage: Eukaryota; Viridiplantae; Streptophyta; Marchantiopsida; Marchantiales; Marchantiaceae.